AUGGCUUAUGGCCAGAAGAAUUUGAUUUUUGCGAAGUAUGGACCAUAUUGGCGUAACAUACGCAAAUUGUGCACCGUGCACCUUUUGAGUAGUCAUAAGAUCAAUUCAUUUCAGUCCAUGAGAAAGCAACAAGUUCAACUUCUGAUUGAUUCACUUAAAAGGGAAGCUCAUGAUCGCAUUGUUGUUGAUCUUAGUGCAAAGAUUACGUCCUUGAAUGCCAACUUGACUUGCCUAAUGGUAUUUGGAAAGAAGUACAUGGAUGAGGACUUGGAUAAAAGGGGAUUCAAAGCUGUAGUCCAAGAUGUUGUGCAUUUAGCUGCAACACCAAAUCUUGGAGAUUUUUUCCCCUUUCUUGGUGUUAUUGAUCUCCAAGGGCUCACUCGCAAGCUCAAAGAUCUUUCAAAGGUGUUUGAUGAGUUUCUUGAGAAGAUUAUUGAUGAACAUGUUCAGUCUCAUGACCAGAAACAAACCAAGGAUUUUGUCGACACAAUGAUGGAGAUUAUGCAAUCAGGAGAAGCAGAGUUUCAGUUUGACCGUCGACAUAUAAAAGCUAUCCUCUUGGACAUGCUUAUGGCUGCAAUGGACACUUCAGCAACAUCAGUAGAAUGGAUAUUGACAGAGCUUCUUAGGCACCCUAAUGUGAUGAAGAAACUCCAAAAAGAGUUAGAUGAAGUGGUAGGAAUUGAAAGGAUGGUAGAAGAAUCAGACUUGGAGAAUUUGAAGUACUUAGACAUGGUUGUAAAAGAGGGCCUGAGGCUGCAUUCCGUAGUGCCAAUAAUGCAUCAUGAGGCCAUGGAAGAUUGUGUCGUCGAUGGCUUCCACAUACAAAAGGGAUCCAGAAUCAUGAUUAAUUGUUAUGCAGUUCAGAGGGAUCCAAAUGUUUGGCCAGAGCCUGAAAAGUUUUUCCCUGAGAGAUUUGUUGGGAGCAGCGUAGAUAUUCGUGGACGUGAUUUUCAACUUUUACCAUUUGGCUCUGGUAGAAGAAGCUGCCCCGGAAUGCAGUUGGGGGUUACCAUUGUUCGCCUUGUGGUUGCACAAUUGGUGCAUUGCUUUGAUUGGGAGAUUCCAAAUGGUAUGCAGCCUCUUGAUUUAGAAAUUGACGAGCAGUUUGGGUUAGUAACAUGCAAAGAAAAGCCUUUGAUGGCUAUUCCUACUUAUAGACUAAAGGAAGAUGCAAAUACAUUGCAGAUGUAAGAGAACUAGUCUCUCUAAGCUACUGAUAAUAUUACACAAGCGUAAUCUAAAGUUCUCCUCAGUAUUGUGAUUGUUGUAAAUUUCCCCAGUUAUUCAACAAAUACUAUAUUGACAGUACAUCUAUGCCUAAUCAUAUUGGAAUUC
This is a messenger RNA of Nicotiana tabacum (common tobacco), 1338 nucleotides long. RefSeq names its product cytochrome P450 71AU50-like. Gene Ontology annotation, molecular function: monooxygenase activity; heme binding; iron ion binding. Lineage: Eukaryota; Viridiplantae; Streptophyta; Magnoliopsida; Solanales; Solanaceae. The record is from RefSeq and is a predicted model, not a curated record.